This is a messenger RNA of Diospyros lotus (date-plum), 753 nucleotides long. RefSeq names its product small nuclear ribonucleoprotein SmD1a-like. The transcript has 4 exons. Lineage: Eukaryota; Viridiplantae; Streptophyta; Magnoliopsida; Ericales; Ebenaceae. Bases 155 to 499 code for a protein of 114 amino acids. The record is from RefSeq and is a predicted model, not a curated record. Gene Ontology annotation, cellular component: U2 snRNP; U1 snRNP; pICln-Sm protein complex. Gene Ontology annotation, molecular function: RNA binding. Gene Ontology annotation, biological process: spliceosomal snRNP assembly; RNA processing.
AAGAACUUAUCUCGUGCGUCGCGGCGUUGCUGUAUCAAAAGGCCAUCGCGUGGUCUGUGCCCUAAAACCCCGUCGUCGGCAUUCUCUGCACUGGCUUUUGCGAGCUUAAAGCCCUAGCGUAGCGUAGCCUCGCUCUUCUUCCUGAUCGUCAACAAUGAAGCUAGUCAGGUUUUUAAUGAAGUUGAACAACGAGACCGUCUCGAUUGAGCUCAAGAACGGCACCAUUGUUCACGGCACCAUCACAGGUGUGGAUAUUAGCAUGAACACACAUUUGAAGACAGUCAAACUUACUCUGAAAGGGAAAAAUCCAGUGACCAUGGAUCACCUGAGUGUGAGGGGUAACAACAUUCGCUACUAUAUCCUUCCUGAUAGCUUGAAUCUGGAGACGUUGUUGGUAGAAGAGACGCCUAGGGUCAAGCCAAAGAAGCCAACUGCAGGAAGGCCUCCGGGACGCGGGAGGGGCCGUGGUCGUGGUCGGGGACGCGGCCGGGGGCGUUAAUUACAUUGCAGGAAUUGCAAAUUUUUGGAGUUUUGGUUACUUAACCACUAGUUGGGGAGGAGACGUAUUUAGCUUGCCGAUUGUUUGUAAACUGUUUACUAUAUGGACUUGGAAGUAGUAGUUGGACCUUUUUGUGCCUAUGGUUAGCAAAUUUAUAUCGUUGUCUUGCUGUAAAAGGUUGUAAUCAUCCUCCUUGGAUCUGUAAUUGUGGUUAAGUUAUGAUGAGAAAGAAUUGGAGUCGUUUGUUUUGUUGA